GCCUAUUUGGGAUGACGGGAACCAAUGAGCUAUCACCAGUAGCUUGUGCAGCUUGACCACCAAGAUUGACGUGGAAGACACGUCAAAUUGAUCUGAACAAACUUCAGGCAGAUAACUUCAGUAAUUCCCAUCUAAUCGGAUAAAGAUCACCCAGCGCUUUUGUCUCCUUGCAUUUGAAGUUGCUGUUCAAACACCACAAGAGAGCAGUUUGUGAAGGAAGUGCCUUAAAGAUCAGAACCCUCCUCCAAAACAGCUCAUUGGAGAGCACUCUGCUCUCCCCCGUCCAUGUAUCUCUGGGUUACUUCUGUUUGACUUUCUUCAGUUCUCUGCAGUCUUUUCCUGGCUUUUUUUUCAUUUUCUCACGGGAUGGAGCAAGCCUAUGGAGAAGUGAACCAACUGGGUGGUGUGUUUGUGAAUGGAAGACCUCUUCCCAAUGCCAUCAGACUGCGGAUAGUGGAGCUGGCCCAGCUAGGAAUCAGACCUUGUGAUAUAAGUAGACAGUUACGUGUGUCCCAUGGAUGUGUGAGUAAAAUCCUGGCUAGGUAUAACGAGACUGGCUCCAUCCUACCAGGGGCUAUUGGUGGAAGCAAACCCAGAGUCACCACUCCUAAUGUGGUGAAACACAUCAGGGAAUACAAACAAGGAGAUCCAGGCAUCUUUGCUUGGGAAAUUCGAGACAGGCUGCUGGCUGACAACGUCUGCGACAAGUACAACGUUCCUUCUGUAAGUUCAAUUAGCAGGAUUUUGAGGAAUAAAAUUGGCAAUCUGUCUCAGCCAAGCCAAUAUGAAAAUUCCAAGCAGCAGACAUCACAAGCCACACUGCCAUAUAAUCACAUCUAUCAAUAUCCCUAUCCUAACCCGAUGUCACCUGGGUCAACAAAGAUGGGCAGUCAUCACCCUGGAGUGCAUAUGCCCACUGGACAUGUCAGCAUUGCGAGAUCCUGGCCAUCCGCCCAUUCUGUCAACAACAUUCUGGGUAUCCGCACCUUUAUGGAACAAACAGGAGCUAUUGCUGGAGCUGAGGGCUCAGUCUACUCCCCCAAAAUGGAAGAAUGGGCAAGUGUUAAUAGGACAGGGUUCCCUACCUCCCAGAAUAUUAACUGUAUUGAAAAGGCUGCUGUGGAUCCUGACAUGAAGUACCCUCAGACUGCCUCAAGCUUGUCUUCCGUGGGAAGUUUUGUCCCUGCUUGUGCCUACCCUUCUACCAACCAAUAUGGGGUGUAUGGUGGACCUGGAGCUGGUUAUGUUACCCCAGGGCAUCAUUGGCAGGCACAAGGCAGCCCCCUAGCUCAUCAUGGGCCAAGCGUGACUGUUCAUGGAGGAGAAAUUGCAGCCCCUAUGACCUUCAAGCACCAAGUCAGGGAAGUGGUGAGCAGAAAACAGACUAGUCCAGUCAUUAAAUCCCAUGAAGCCCACAAUAAUAAUAAUAUACAUGGACUAUCUAUUCCUGCUUCCUCAUCUUAACAAACCAGGGUAAUCCACUACUUGUACAAUUUAAGCCCUAUUCACCCCAAAAGAAAUGUGGCUGAACGUGGAUGAACCUUGAAGAAAUCCAGGCAGAGACCACAGCAUUCUUUCUCAGCAGAUUAGUAAAGAAAGAAUAGGUGAGAUACGAUUUGGAGAUCUGAUGAGUUAUUUACUUUGGGAACCUGAAGCUGGUGCUGAAAUUAACUCUAGACUUCUCUGUUACCCUUUGUUUGCUGUAAUUGCCACCCCCUCCUCUCACAAAUGUGUCCCUCGCUCACUAACACCUGAUAUGCACUAAACCUUUCAUAUAUAAAGUGGAUCAUUCCUGGCUGGCUGUUUUAGCAGACACUGAUAUUUAAUGUUUUUCUUGGAUACAUUGCCCCCCCCCCACCAUCAAAUUAUUGGAAUAUGAUGUAUGAUGUGAAACAAUGUUUGUGAGAGUAAUGUAUAUCCUAGAUUGUAAAUUUACAAAUAAAUAACAACAUUUUAUUUUAUAUUUUUAUAAACUUAAAUAUCAUAAAUAAAUGAAAUUGACAUUGAUUUGUGUAUGUUGGAUUAUUGGAUACAUGGAUUACUACUGUCAAUCUAAUAGAUUUUAUUGUAUAAUUUUGAUUCGAUAAACCUUGAUUACAAUGAAUAUCUAAUGUAGAGGGACUAGAAACCCACGUGCAUGACAGACUUGGGAAAACACUUGCAUGGUAGUAAGAUUUUGUUUUAAGAGUUUAAUGUUUUU
Molecule: messenger RNA, 2200 nt
Organism: Spea bombifrons (plains spadefoot toad)
Lineage: Eukaryota; Metazoa; Chordata; Amphibia; Anura; Pelobatidae
Gene: PAX1
Product: paired box 1
Exons: 5
Coding region: 367-1464 (365 amino acids)
Biological process (GO): regulation of transcription by RNA polymerase II; anatomical structure development
Molecular function (GO): DNA-binding transcription factor activity, RNA polymerase II-specific; RNA polymerase II cis-regulatory region sequence-specific DNA binding
Source: RefSeq, a predicted model, not a curated record